AGGCCCCUCCGUCCCCCCUCCGCAGCCUACAGCGUCCUCCAGCCUCCACCGCCUGCGGGACACCUCCUGGCGAGCCGGCACCAUGAGCAUCGAGGAUUUUGUAGGCAAGUGGACCCUCGUCCUCACCGAAGGCUUUGAUGACUACAUGAAGGAAUUAGGUGUGAAUUCAGCCCUGAGGAAAAUGGGGGGCAUAGCCAAACCAGAUGUAUACAUCAUCAAGAAUGGAGAUACAAUCACCAUAAAAACAGAAAGCACCCUUAAAUCGUCACAGCUCAGCUUCAAGCUGGGUGAGAAAUGUGAGGAAAAGACAUUAGACGGCAGGAAAGUUCAGACUACUGUCAACUUAAAUGGUAACACAUUGACUCAGCUCCAGCAGUGGGAUGGCAAGGAGACCACAAUAACACGGAAGAUAGAGGAUGGGAAACUGGUGGUGGAAUGCGACAUGAAUGGUUGCAAGUGUAAGAGAAUCUACGAGAAAGCAUGAGGACAUUGUCUCCAUACUGGGUUGGAGCUUGCUACAAACCAGCUCAGUUUAGCAAACAAAGCUCCUCUACUCUCCAGUUUUUUUUUCUAUUCCCUGUUUUGUAGUAUUUCAGUGGACUGCAUAGCUGUGGGCAAUCAUAUUUCAAAGCCAUGAUGUAACUAUUCUGAACGGUUGUGGCUGUUAAAUAAAAUUUUCAGAUAUAUGAAGUGGA
Caretta caretta (loggerhead turtle) is the source of this 695-nucleotide messenger RNA. RefSeq names its product fatty acid-binding protein 5. Gene Ontology annotation, molecular function: lipid binding. The record is from RefSeq and is a predicted model, not a curated record. Lineage: Eukaryota; Metazoa; Chordata; Testudines; Cheloniidae.